Molecule: messenger RNA, 6294 nt
Organism: Gambusia affinis (western mosquitofish)
Lineage: Eukaryota; Metazoa; Chordata; Actinopteri; Cyprinodontiformes; Poeciliidae
Product: guanine nucleotide-binding protein subunit beta-4
Exons: 10
Coding region: 372-1394 (340 amino acids)
Biological process (GO): G protein-coupled receptor signaling pathway
Cellular component (GO): cytoplasm; heterotrimeric G-protein complex
Molecular function (GO): protein binding; signaling receptor complex adaptor activity
Source: RefSeq, a predicted model, not a curated record
UAGGCUGUUGCCAGGUUCCCACUUUCAUGGGUGUGGUGAUUAGCCUGCUUGGUGAAAAUUUCAGUCAAAUCCGAUCCGAGUGGGUGCUCCCUACUGACCCCUAAAGCGGAUUAAAUUGUGUGGAAAUUAACGCGGCUCCUCUCCACGGUCUCCCCCCUCCAGCUGAGGCCAUGGUUGUCGUGUGAAAACAUAUCGGUGCGACUCGGACCGAAGGAACGGGACUGAGCCAGAACGCCUCUUUUUCAGGUGUCAGCUGGUCAAGUGUUUCGUGAGCGUGUAAGUGAGUGUGUGUGCGCGAGCAGGCUCGUGUUUUUUCCCAACCCAGCCAGUAUUCACAGAGGACGGUGUCCUGACCGCAUCUCACAGGGACAAUGAGUGAGCUCGAACAGUUGCGGCAGGAAGCCGAGCAACUACGCAACCAGAUCCGGGAUGCCAGGAAAGCCUGCAGUGAUUCCACUCUGUCACAGAUCACAGCUGGUCUGGACUCGGUGGGCCGGAUACAGAUGCGGACACGACGCACUCUCAGGGGACACCUGGCCAAGAUAUAUGCAAUGCACUGGGGGAGUGAAUCCAGGUUACUGGUCAGUGCCUCGCAAGAUGGAAAGCUGAUCAUCUGGGACAGCUACACAACAAACAAGAUGCAUGCUAUCCCACUGCGUUCUUCAUGGGUGAUGACGUGCGCCUACGCCCCCUCUGGGAACUAUGUGGCCUGCGGAGGCCUGGACAACAUCUGCUCUAUAUACAGUCUGAAGACCCGUGAGGGCAACGUGCGGGUCACCCGAGAGCUACCUGGACACACAGGUUAUUUGUCUUGUUGUCGCUUCUUGGACGACUCCCAGAUACUAACGAGCUCCGGAGACACCACCUGUGCAUUAUGGGACAUAGAGACGGGCCAGCAGGCCACCUCCUUCACCGGCCACACAGGUGAUGUGAUGAGCCUGUCUCUUAGCCCAGACUUCCGGACUUUUGUGUCCGGCGCCUGUGACGCCACCUCCAAGCUGUGGGACAUCCGUGAUGGGAUGUGCAGGCAGUCUUUCACCGGCCACGUGUCUGACAUCAACGCCGUCUGCUUUUUCCCCAACGGUAAUGCGUUCGGCACAGGCUCGGACGACGCCACCUGCAGGCUGUUUGACCUACGUGCCGACCAGGAGCUGAUGACCUACAGCCAUGACAACAUCAUCUGCGGCAUCACCUCUGUGGCCUUCUCCAAGAGCGGCCGUCUGCUGUUGGCCGGCUACGACGACUUCAACUGCAACGUGUGGGACACUCUGAAAGGGGACAGAGCAGGCGUCCUCGCCGGCCACGACAAUCGUGUGAGCUGCUUAGGAGUGACCUCUGACGGCAUGGCCGUGGCCACUGGAUCCUGGGACAGUUUCCUCCGGAUCUGGAACUAAACUCAGCGUCUCGCCCGAUGUACUCGAUCACUGCCCGCCCCCCCCUGGGUCUGCAGCCCCCCGACUCACCCGCUGGGCUGGACCGCAGGGAGCGCAUUUCUGAAGCCCUUCUCACUCCUCCGAGCUGAAGACUUUCUCGACCUUUUUAGUUUUUUCUCAGCAGAGCUGUCACGAAGCCACAAAAACCUCUUUAUAAAAAGUCGUCAAAUUGAAACCAUGAAAUUAUUUCUAAUGAAAAUAACUGAAAGAUCAUUUUAAUUUCCUUUUUCUUUCUAAGGGCAUUAAAGUGCAUUUGUGGCCGUGAGUACAAAACAAAAUUAGUAUCAGUGUGUAAUAUGUAAAUGUAUAUAUAAAGGCAGUAUAUAUGUAUAGCAUUAUGUGUGUAUAUAUGCAUUAUAUAUGCAUAUAUAAUGUGUGUAUGUAUAAAUUUUUGUAGUUCAUUUGCUUAUCGAGGUAUUUUUGUUGCUUUUCAUUUUUGUUUUACGAUAAAUAGACAUAACCGCAGAAUGCCAGAAAUAUUAUUAGCGAACUUUAAUUAAAGGAAAAUGAGAGUAAGCCUUUUCACUCAGUUACGAGUCAAAAUUUAGCCUGGCUACAUUUUCUAUUAUUAGGAUUAAAGGCAUUUUUAGGUUUUUAUUUCGGCGUUAGUCGAGUCAAAAUCAUUUUGUUUUGGAAGGGAAUCACGAGAUUGAGAUUGAGAUUUUAGGAGCUUCAAUCCAAUAUAUAUAUUUUUUUCUUUUUUUUUUUGUCUGGAUCAAGCUUUAACUCCAAAGUAGAAACUGUUAAAGCUCAGGCUACAGUAGGCCGGGAAGGAAACGAUCCGAGGCUUCGGUUUGGCCUCCGCUCUUUUGGAUUGGUGGUUUCAGCUCAUCGAAUGCUGAAUAUCGGGACAACCACAUCCAUUCCAUGCAAAUCGGCUGCAGCUUGACUGGUAAACGGAGGUCGUAAUAGCCCUACCUCACGUGAUCUGCAGAAGAUUCGUCUUUCCUUCAACAUUGGGACAAGCUUCGGUUAUUUAUAUACAUUAUGAUGGCAACUUAAAUACAAGCAGAAGCUGGUUUCUCCCUGCAAUCCUGACACAACUCUGCCCAAAGACAAAAAAAAAAAAGUUAAGUUUGUCUGACCAGAGUCUACAGGAGCUUCUUGUUGGGACUGUGAAGGACCGUAGCAGCCUGAGAAAACGGGGGGGGAAAAAGAUGUCAGAGCUUGCCGUGUCAGUUCAGUAUUUGUUUCCCUCCUGAAUGAAGGAUUGAACUUCUUUUUAUCAUCAAGGUGUGAGAAAAGCAGCAGAAAACAUGUUAGCCACUUCAAAAUCACACCAGUGCCAUAGCAAGCCUGCUACAAAAAAUAAGGACACAAACACUUAAACUUUAGCAUUUUGUUUCUCACCAAAAACGCAUCAUAAACUUUUAAUCUUAACUAGUGAAGAACGUGCACCUAAUAGAGAGCUAGAAGUGCACUCACAAGCAGUAGUAUAGUACAGAUUUUGUGAUAUUGAGGUUUUUCGUGAUCCAUUUUGCAUUUAAGAAUCUUGAAACAAAACCCAGAUCUUGUGUGAGUUGGACCUAUCAGCUGUCUCAGGUGCCUAUCUGUGAUUCUAAACUUUUGAAGCUCCUGGGCUGGACUGAGGAGGGUUUGCGACGAGGCACUGCUGCCUCCGUUUUGCCUUAGUGUGCCGUUCAAAACGGAGGGUGAAAUUAGCCAAGAAGAAUAGAAACGUUUUCUCUUUUAUUUUACACAAACUCCCCGCAUUGAUCCUACGGUCUGGAAUUUGAUUUGUUUGUUUUCCAAGUAUGGAUAAAUUCAGAAAAAUAUAUUUCUCUAGAUAUUUUUCCCCUGAUUUAUUGGUAACAUGGAAAUGUGUAUAUAUGUGUGUGUGUAAGUAAAUAGGAUGUUGUAUUCAUCCAUCAGUCAGUUUGGACAUCUGUCCAUUAAUCUGUCAUCCUGUCAAUCCAUGCAUCUGUUUGUCCAUCCACCAUCUGUCCGUGCAUCCUUUCUUCCAACCAACUGAUUUAUCCUUCAAUACAUUCAUCCAUUUAUAAACUCAUCCACCAAUUCCUCUACUGGCCGAUCUCCAGUAGCUGCCCAUCUGUCCAUCAAACAAUUCAUCCUUUAACCCAAUUAUUUAUAAACCAAUCUGGCCAUCCUUCCGUUUAUCAACCCUACAAAUAAUCCAUCAAUUUCUCUGUCCAUGAGCCAAUCUAUUAAUCAGAUAUCUCUUCAUCCAACCAUCCAUGUGUUCCACAGAUUGUCCAUUUUUUCAAUCAUCCAACAAGAAAUCUUUCCUCCUUUUCCACCUGUAUGCCAUAUCUAAAGCCUGUCUCCUGAGGGGAAAUGUCUAAAAUUUACAGUAAAUGUUUGUCUUUAUACUCGAACCAUGGCUCAGAAAGGACUUGUAGAGUAUGGCGUUUAGGAGCCGUGUGAGUGAGAACGUUCUUUCCUCCCAAGAAGAAGCAAACACUGAUUCCAGUGAACACUAAGACGAACGCUUAAGAGGAAAACCACAUGCAGCUCCUCACUGCUUCUUAAUGCCUCACUUCCUUUAUUCUUUGUAUUUUUUUUAUGUAUAAAUCUGCUUUCAACUAACACAGAAACAUUUGUAUUUCUGGUUGGUUCAGCCGUCAGUUAUUCCCUCUUUUGAAGAGCUGUGGUUCUGGUCAACGUUUAAUUUUAGAGGGUUCGUGUGAUUUUACUCUUCUUUUGAAGCUAAAUAACUCAUCCUGAGGGAAUGUUUGUGAACAGCAGAUAGUUCGUAGGAUAUCCUGGAGAGACGUCUAGGAUGUGAAAUGUCUUGCAUAUCAGUUUUGACGAAGGCUUGUGUGUGUUGGGUAGAGGGACCGGGUGUAAUCUGAUGUUCAAGUGUUACUUCCUCAUUCAUCUGUGCCAAUGUGCUCCACAGACCCUGAGCUGUGAACCGAAAACUAGUCUGUAAAAUAAAAAAACCACAAAAAAACCCCAUUGCUAGCGUUAAUCAAGUGCCAACUUUCUCUGUCAUUUUUCACCAAAUCUGUUGUCUGAUCUGAUAGGUUGACUGCUUCUGUCUGUGAGUUUUUGUAACCUUGAGUGUCAUUUCCGCUACCAAGCUCAAAAACAUUCAGAUGUUCAUGUAUUAAUUACAGGACUAAAAGGUUUGGAUUUAAAGAGACAGGACAUUAUGUUGGGUCUCGCUUUCUCUCGCUCUCUCUCUGACUGUACAACAAGAAGAUGCUUGAAGAAACAUUUAAUGUUUUGGGUCUAAUUUUCUCUUGACUCCAUCAGCAGUAGAUUCUUGACAUUGUGGCUUUUCUUAAGCUAUUAAAAUGUAACUUGAGCUGCAUUCUUUAGUUCUAUUUUUUUUUUCUUGUCUCUGAACACUAAUGCAGCAGGAAUUUGUCUGCAUGUUAACUCUCAAACACAUAGCUGGUUUUAGUCAAACCAGUUAUAACCAAAUGCAUACGUUCUGUUGUGCAGAUGAAUAUUUCUACCACUUUAGGAAGCAACUGAAUCUAAACUGAAAAGUGGAUCAUUUUAAAGUAAACAAAAACCAUCUAAUUAGGAGUUCCCCUGGCAGUCUGUGACGCUGCUUUGGUCAGGAUGGCAGAUCCAGCAGCUGCAGUUUUCUCAGCUGGAAAGCUGGACAGGCUAGUAUCUGGACCAUUGCUGGGAACUUUGAGCGUUCCAGUGAAAACACAUUUGGACUCCUGGACAGCUAAUCAUGGAAUGAUUGAGGAUAUCAAGCUAUACCAAAGCUAAAAAAUUUUUCAAAACUGUUCAUAUCAUUUACAACUUAAUUGUUUUAUUCUUAAAAAAAAAAAUAAUCCUGCUGAAUUGACUGCCGUUUUCUCCAGCUGUGUUGACCAUAAAGCAGCAGCAACCUUUUGCUGUGGGCUGCUGGUCAGCUUGCUGAAAAAGCACCAGUGCUCUUCUUCCUUGCUUAUUAGAAACAGUAAUGAUGGGGAAACUAUGAAGAACUGUUUUAAAAUGAUUGUAAUUUUAACGCAUGUAACAUAAUUCAUAACGGUUUAUGAUUAUUUCCUAUUACCACUGUUUGUAUCUUUGUAUCAUGUUGGAUGUUUCUUCUCAUCUUCCCUAAAUGUUGAACAUGUCAGUUUCUCACUGUGUUGCUGUAUGAAUCUUAAAGAAACACAAUGACCCUUAACAGCUGAGAGACAGCCAGUAUGAGAUAAUGAUGAUGAUAUUCGGUAAACAAACCUUUUAUCCCUGUGUAUUUCUGCAUUGUUAGCCGCUGGAGCCUGGAGUAGAAACACUUUCAUGUGCCUGUGCAGUUCACUCAUGCAGGUCGAACAGUAAACCUGUAAAUCCAACAACGGUGCUUUUCGUCAGUGUCGCUUCCCCGAAUGUUUGGGUUUGUCCCCCCCCCCCUCCAGUUUUCUGACUGAUCAGGUCGGCUGAUGUUACAAACUGAUCACAUGUGUGCGCUCAGAGCCAGAGGUUCAGUGUUGAACACGUAACGUCUUUUAUGUGUUUGACAGUUUGGUCCUGUUGACGCUGCAUGAGUUCAGUCUGUAAUCGAGCUCCCGUUUUAUUUACAGUACGACAAAAAUUUUAACAUUUUGACAUCCCUGCUUCUUUUUUUCAUUUUUUUUUUUUUUUGUUGUUGUUGCACUAACACCUCAAAACUGCACUGCUCUUUGACUACAGCCUACUGUCCUGACAUUCUGGUUUUUAUUUGAGGUUUUUCCUUUAUUUAUUUGUUUGUUCGAAGCCAUUAAAGACCGGGGACUUGGUGCCAUCAUAACUCUCUUUACAGUGCUAUUGUGAGAAAUUAUAAUCACUUGUUAUGAGAUAAUUUUUAUAGUCUUUUUCACACCAGACCUUUUUUUGUAUUUGUACAGUGGCUUGGUGAUACUGAUAUGUUGCCAUGAGUUAUUGUAACCAAUAAAAAGCUUUUAAUCAACAA